GUCCACAAGACAAAAAGUCCAAUUCAUCACAAAAACCCCAAAAACAGUGCUUUGGUAACUAAGAACGAAUAACGAAGUCGUAGGAGAUCAGUAACAUCUUCUGCAGAUAGGACCAACCGUUCUCUGUUCUUGUUUAUUUUUUUUGUUAAAUCUCGCACAAGAUUGUGUGCCAUAGUUAUAGUUGCCAUUAUCAUCUUCAUCAUCAUCAUAUGGUGGCAUUGGGAAUAGGUGGAUUGCCCAUGGCUAACACCAUGGUUUUCAGAUCAGAGCUCCAAUCAAUGGUACCGGACCGCUUCCUCGGCAUUGAUUCAUCAUCCUCUUCUCGUCAAAGGGACCUCGUUUUCGUCGUCAACCCUCACGGUGCUAAUGGGAGCACGGGUAAAGAAUGGAGGAAGCUAGUUCCAUAUCUACGGUCUCGCUUUGGUAAAGAAUGCAAUAUAUGUGAAUCCUUAACUUCAGGUCCUUGUCAUGCUAUCGACAUAACAAGAGAGGCUAUAAGGGAAGGGGCUGAUGCUGUGAUUGCUGUUGGAGGUGAUGGAACUCUUCAUGAGGUUGUUAAUGGGUUUUUCUGGGGUGGAAAACCUGUUACUUGUCAAAUGAAAGAGUCUACACGUUCAACAGCUCUUGGUCUCAUCCCCUUGGGAACUGGUUCUGAUUUUGCAAGAACUUUUGGAUGGAAAAAUGAUCCCCGUGAAGCCAUUGAACGUGUUGCUAGAGGAUUAAGAUCAAGGAUAGAUGUUGGUGUUAUCAGUGAAGAAAGUUGCGAAAACCAUUACUUCAUAAAUGUUGCGGACAUUCAUUUGAGUGCAAAGGCAGGUUUUCAUGCUGCUAGGUAUAAGAGAUUUGGUAAACUAUGCUAUGUCAUUGGUGCAUUGCAAGGCUUCAUGGGGCAUCAAAAUCAGGAUCUGAGAAUCAAGAUCAAUGAAGGUGAGUGGGAGACAUAUCCUCAAGUGACAGCCAUUUGCAUUGGAAAUGCAAAAUACUUUGGUGGUGGCAUGAAAAUUGCACCAAGUGCUGAUCCUUAUAGUGGAAAUCUAGAGGUUGUAAUUCUUCAGAACUUUAAGUGGUAUGAUUUUGUCCUGAAAUUACACAAGCUUUACAAUGGGACACAUCUCUCUGUUAAAAAUGUAUCUUCAAAAAGUGUACUUUCUAUUGAGGUGGAAGACAUCUCAGGCAAGGGCGGUGUUUAUAUUCAAUCUGAUGGGGAGCAUUUGGGGUUCCUUCCCAAAAAGAUUUCUGUUCAUCCUGGUGCUAUUGAGAUGAUAGUCUGAUUCAACACGAGUAUAACAGAGUCACGAAAAAGAUUUCUGCAGUUGAAGAAACCCUACCAGCUAUUCUUACACAAGAUUCUGAACCUCGGAGCAAUGAACUUCUCAAGGUGGCUAGCAUGGUAUAUCUCUGAACUGAGCACUGCUGCAUUUGUUUUUGUUCCACUGUAGACAAUUGCAAGGGGCUUUAGAAGUCUAUUUUGUGACACAGGUUUGUCCAUACUCCAUACCCAGUUGCUCAUUUGUUUUUUGGACUCAUUCAAAUCUAUUUGCCGCUGUUCAUAUAUAAUAGUGCCCUGUGAGUUAUGCAAGGAAUAUUUGACAACACUAGUUCCCUUUGAUCUUUUUUUCUGUUUCAUUUUUUAUUUUAAAUAGCUGCUGCACAUUUUUUGUGAUAUUAGAAUUGAUUUUGGAAGAUCUGAACGUGAAUUCAAACAUGCUAUAAAAAUUCACUUUUUUCUGAGUUUACUUGUAGCCCUACUGUAAUAUGUUGAUUGUGAUGUUGUCAGUGUAAGUUGCCUUUAUAUUUUUUGUGACACAGUCAGUGUUUGGAUAUCUAUCUUCUGUAUCAUGUUCACCAACUAGACUU
Messenger RNA from Lotus japonicus, 1857 nucleotides. Its product is annotated as sphingoid long-chain bases kinase 2, mitochondrial. Gene Ontology annotation, cellular component: TIM22 mitochondrial import inner membrane insertion complex. The record is from RefSeq and is a predicted model, not a curated record. NCBI's taxonomy places the organism in Eukaryota, Viridiplantae, Streptophyta, Magnoliopsida, Fabales, Fabaceae. Gene Ontology annotation, biological process: protein insertion into mitochondrial inner membrane; phospholipid biosynthetic process; phosphorylation. Gene Ontology annotation, molecular function: kinase activity; ATP binding. The transcript is spliced from 13 exons. Bases 210 to 1271 code for a protein of 353 amino acids.